GCAGCUCCCUCACUUGCCUCCUUCUUUUCUCUCUUGUCCAUUCCAGCCCCUAGCACCUGGCCCAGGAUCUCCUCAGUCCUCAGCCCAUCAGCAAAAUGAUGGCUAUGGGUCUCCUGUGGAUGGGGCUAGCCUUGCUCCAGGCCCUAGAGACCCAGGCCCAGAUGGAAGACAUCCACCAGGAUAUCCCUCUUCAGCCAGGCUUCCAAGAGGACAAGUUUGUAGGAACGUGGUACAGUGUGGGAUUGGCCUCCACCUUCCCCUGGUUCCUGAAAAAGAAAGCUGAGCUGACGAUGUGCAAGUCAGUCCUGACUCCAGAAGCUGAUGGAACAGUCAACCUCACUGCUACCUUCAUCAGUAACAACCAGUGUGAAUCCCGAACGUCACUUCUGAGGAAGACUGAGGAGCCAGGACACUAUGUUUAUAAAAGCAUCAAGUGGGGCAGUGAACAUAACGUCUUCGUGGUGGAAACCAACUAUGAAGAGUACGCCCUGCUGUACACCAGUAAAACCAAAGGCAAUAGUAACUUCAACAUGGCAACUCUCUACAGUAGAACCAAGGAUGUGAAAACUGAGCUGAAGGAGAGGUUCAUCAGGUUUGCCAAGUCCCAUGGCUUCACAGAAGACACCAUUGUCAUCCUGCCUAAAACUGAUCAUUGUAUCGAUGAAAAAUAAGCCCUGCACAUGCCUCCAUGAGCCACACCUCUUCCUCCACCUUGGACUUCAGGCUCUUCUCUGGAAAGUCUCAGCUCCAUGGCCCCCUGACAGGCAGGAUCCUUCUGCCUGGUGCCACCCCCAGCUUUGCGCUUCCGUAUUUGCCCCAUCAAAUAAAUAAGUGGAAUUAUCUC
Gracilinanus agilis (Agile Gracile Mouse Opossum) is the source of this 844-nucleotide messenger RNA. RefSeq names its product prostaglandin D2 synthase (gene PTGDS). Gene Ontology annotation, molecular function: small molecule binding. The coding region runs from base 96 to 671 and encodes 191 amino acids. The record is from RefSeq and is a predicted model, not a curated record. Lineage: Eukaryota; Metazoa; Chordata; Mammalia; Didelphimorphia; Didelphidae. The transcript has 7 exons.